CAGCAGACAGAACCAGCUAGUGUCCAGGAGGGUUCUGGGCCAGAAGCAGUGUUCUGGAGAACCCGUUAGAACCCCGGGUCCCGCCUGUCUCUGGACCGUCCGGCUCUCUCGUCCCUGACCUCGUGUGUGAGACAGCGUCGCCGUGGAGACGGCAGGAAGACCCCAGCGACCUGAAGAAUGUGUGACAUCACAGCGCCCAGCGCCAUAAAAGCGGUUCUCCGUGGAGGUUCUGCAGACCCGACCCGUCCUGGAUCGUCUCAGGACCGACAAACCAAAGCUGAGACUUUAUGUCUUCAUAAAGCGUCUUUACUGGACCCGACGAGCAGCAACCAGCGCAUCUGGACCUUUGUUGGACUUUUCUGGACGCUUUAAAGGAUCACUUGGUCUCCUCCAAAUAAAGAUGGCCGCCUCCUCCUUCGUUCCUGUCCUCCUCCUCCUCCUCCUCUCAGUUACCGUGGAAACGAGGCCCUCACCUCCUGACGAUGACAAGCAGGUGCUACGUUCUCUUUUUGGCUCCCGCCUCACCUCGCUCAUUCAGGCCACGCCCACCCCUGAUGACAUCACCGAGGGCUCCGCUACCACGCCAACAUUCCCGCCUCCAUCCGGGGCGUCGGCCCCGAGUCGCCGUGGGAACGGCGGCGGCCCGGCGGCCCGGCAGGAGGCGGUCCCUCGCUCCCUCCUGGACUUCCUGCGGCGGCAGGCGAAGACGAGGAGGCGGAGCCGCAAGUCCAUGGCGGGAGGAGGAGGAUGCUUCGGGAUGAAGCUGGACCGCAUCGGCUCCCUCAGCGGGCUGGGCUGUUAGGGCGUGGCGCGCUGUUACCAUGGUGACCCUGCAUGAGCUCCUGGUCCAUGCGGUGGAGGCUCCAUGCUGGACUUUACUAACCGCAGACGCAGACAGAUGUUGAAGCGAUGAAGACUCUGGUGGUGGACCUGUGUAACAUGUUUGUUAAUGCUGACUAAGCUCAAGCUGCAAUAAACAGAAUAAAAAGCU
Molecule: messenger RNA, 991 nt
Organism: Fundulus heteroclitus (mummichog)
Lineage: Eukaryota; Metazoa; Chordata; Actinopteri; Cyprinodontiformes; Fundulidae
Gene: nppcl2
Product: C-type natriuretic peptide 2
Exons: 3
Coding region: 401-802 (133 amino acids)
Biological process (GO): cGMP biosynthetic process; receptor guanylyl cyclase signaling pathway
Cellular component (GO): extracellular region
Molecular function (GO): hormone receptor binding; hormone activity
Source: RefSeq, a predicted model, not a curated record